CAGCAAGAGGAGUCGAGCCCAGAGGCAGCGGUGGCCGGGGAACCCAUGCGUACAGUCAAGGAGGCAGCAAGAAGAAAGUCUGCUACGACUACGAUGGUGAUAUUGGAAAUUAUUAUUAUGGGCAGGGUCAUCCCAUGAAACUGCACAGAAUCCGCAUGACCCAUAACUUGCUGUUAAAUUAUGGCUUAUACAGAAAAAUGGAAAUAUAUAGGCCCCAUAAAGCUACUGCCGAAGAAAUGACAAAAUACCACAGUGAUGAGUAUAUACAAUUUCUACGGUCAAUAAGACCAGAUAACACGUCUGAGUAUAGUAAGCAGAUGCAGAGAUUUAAUGUUGGAGAGGAUUGGCCAGCGUUUGAUGGACUCUUUGAGUUUUGUCAGCUCUCAACCUGUGGCUCAGUUGCUGGGGCCAUGAAGUUAAACAGACAACAAACUGAUAUGGCUGUUAAUUGGGCUGGAGGAUUACAUCAUGCUAAAAAAUCAGAAGCAUCAGGGUUCUGUUAUGUUAAUGAUAUUGUGCUUGCCAUUCUUGAAUUACUAAAGUAUCAUCAGAGAGUCAUAUAUGUUGAUAUAGAUAUCCAUCAUGGUGAUGGUGUUGAAGAAGCUUUUUAUACAACAGAUCGUGUAAUGACUGUACCAUUCCAUAAAUAUGGGGAAUACUUUCCUGGCACAGGAGACUUGAGGGAUAUUGGUGCUGGGAAAGGAAAAUACUAUGCUGUCAAUUUUCCAAUGAGAGAUGGUAUAGAUGAUGAGUCAUAUGGGCGGAUAUUUAAGCCUAUUAUUUCAAAAGUGAUAGAGAUGUAUCAGCCUAGUGCUGUGGUAUUACAGUGUGGUGCAGACUCAUUAUCUGGUGAUAGACUUGGUUGUUUCAAUCUAACAGUCAAAGGUCAUGCGAAAUGUGUUGAAGUUGUAAAAACUUUUAACUUACUAUCACUGAUGCUUGGAGGAGGUGGCUACACAAUUUGUAAUGUUGCUCGAUGUUGGACAUAUGAGACUGCUGUUGCCCUUGAUUGUGAGAUUUCUAAUGAGUUGCCAUAUAAUGAUUACUUUGAGUAUUUUGGACCGGACUUCAAACUGCAUAUUAGUCCUUCAAACAUGACAAACCAGAACACUCCAGAAUAUAUGGAAAAGAUAAAAGAGCGUUUAUUUGAAAAUUUGCGCAUGUUGCCUCAUGCACCUGGUGUCCAAAUGCAAGCUAUUCUGGAAGGUGCUGUUCAUGAAGACAGUGGAGAUGAAGAUGGAGACGAUCCAGACAAGAGAAUUUCUAUUUGAGCAUCGGACAAGCGGAUAGCUUGUGAUGAAGAAUUUUUAGAUUCUGAAGGUGAAGGAGAAGAAGGUUGUAGAAAUGUGGCUGAUCAUAAGAAAGGAGCAAAGAAAGCUAGAAUUGAAGAAGAUAAGAAGGAAACAGAGGACAAAAAAGCAGAUGAUGUCCCAGAGGAGGAAUACCAGAUGGUGGUAGACACUACUUGUGAAAUGUUCUCCCUUAAAAGUUACAUGAAAGGGUUAAACCACAACUUUAGUUUUUAA
Molecule: messenger RNA, 1526 nt
Organism: Otolemur garnettii (small-eared galago)
Lineage: Eukaryota; Metazoa; Chordata; Mammalia; Primates; Galagidae
Product: histone deacetylase 2-like
Exons: 3
Molecular function (GO): histone deacetylase activity
Source: RefSeq, a predicted model, not a curated record